CAUGAGUCUAUUUGGUGGUGUAAUUGACUCUCUUCAACUCUCUUCACAUACAACCACUUACAGGCGUUCAUAUGAAGGGAGCACGCCGUAGUGCGCAUAUACAGACAAAAGGAUUGGCCAAAAGGCGCAAGGAUUUUCAGGCAUUUUUACACGGAUUACAGUACGAAGUGAACAACCGUGGCGACAACAAACAAUAAAACCAUUUCUUGGUUGGCAAAAUUGUUUAAAAAACAUAAAAAGUGCGGUUUUAUCGCAAAAUUUAAAUAUGCAGUGAAAUAGGAAACAAAGUGAUUAAAUCAACUGUGUUUGAAAAAAACGUCCGUUAAUUGCGCUUCCUGUGCUGUGAAGUACACAACAUACACAUAAAGCUAUCUGUUCGUUUUUGCGCGCUUGUUGCUAUUGUAGCUGCCCAAAAUUGCAGACGGUUUAUUGAUUUAUCGAUUUGCUUCCUGUUAGCAUGCACUUGCUUUCGCUCUUUUUAUAACAUAACGUGUUGAGCGCGUAUGAGCUCGUAAAACAGUAAUACUUUCCCAUUUUAGGAUUGUAUCAAAAGCAGUGCCGUGUAUGAAGUAUUAACACAUCCAACAAUUAUUAGUAUUUUAAAUGCACCGCCAUGUUGCAGUAAUGCUUUUUCUUUUGCACAAAGUCAGUGAUUCCAAAAGGCGUAGUGAGCAAGGAAGUUUAAAUCAACCAGUGCGUCGGUUAACUUAACAGAAACGAUGGCGGCAGAAAACUAUCAUUUGAAAUGGGACUCACAUUUGUCUUAUUUGAAUUCUUCAGUUGCCACACUUUACAAAAAUGAGAAGUUCGCCGAUGUUGUGCUCUACAGUUCCAGCAGCAGUAGCGCCAGUGGAAGUGGCACAGAGAGUGGCAUACCAACCGUGGGUAUAUCAGCGCACAAAUUUAUACUCAGCUCAUGUAGUCAGUUUUUUGCAACGAUGUUCGAAACCGCACCAAUAUCCUCGCCCAACGGCGUGCUCUACGUUGUGCUUCCGCCAGAAUUAAGCCACCGCGCUAUACAAAUACUAGUACAAUAUAUGUACAGUGGUGAGGCCACAGUCGCCAAUGAUAUACUUAAUGAAGUUUUGCGUGGCGGUGAAAUUUUAAAAAUUCGUGGCCUAUGUCGCACUUCCUCAACGUCAUCAAAUUCGCACAAUGCUUCAACGCGCGUCAACGAAACACUAAUAGCCAACGGUGUUGGCACACAUUAUAUACAAAGUGCUGGUAAUCGCCAACAAUCAUUACCAACUCUUACACACUCGCAUAUGUCCAGUGCACAUGGUGGUGAUAUGUAUAUUGUUAACAAAUGUCCAAAUGGUGGCGGUGGUGGCGGCAAUUGUGGACAACGUUACCAUGCCAUGGAACAUUUGCAACAACCUGUGACGCAGUCAGUGCCGACACAACAAACACACGCACAACAAAUACAACAAACACAUCACCAGUUUCGUGGCUUGGGCGCCUCGGUACUGCCCAAGGAUAGUCCAGUGAUAGUCAAGUCACCGAAAUUGUCACAACUUGGACUACUCUCCGCUGCAGCGUCGAGUAGUAAGCAUCUUACGGGCUGUGGUAUAACGGUAAACAAAGAAGUUGCUAUAGAUCCCGAUGAAAAAUGCUGCUAUCGAUUGAAUCAGCUGCAAGUGGAAACGUCUUUGUGUAACGAAAUUGGCUGUACGGGUGGCUGUCCCAUUUCCAUGGAGAAUGAGCAGGUGAGGCGACGACAACGCAGUCAAAAUGAUGAAAAUAUGCGCGCAACUGUGGUAGAGCAGCAAUUGGAGCGGGAGUAUACAGAGCGACAGCGUCCACCACCCGAUGAAGAGGAACAACAUAAUGACAUUGACAUGCCGAAUUAUGACAGACAGCUGCGACGCAGUAGUGGUGGCAGCACCGGGGAGCGCAUGCGCGAUUACUUCGUGCCAGAUUCCUAUGAGCACACCAACACAACAUCCUCGAAAAGUCAUUAUACAGAGCAGGUCAGCGGCAGCAGAUUGUCGAACAAAUCGCCCAUGCCUCACACACAAACUUUUCUCGCCAUAAAACAAGAGCCAACCGACUGGACCACAAACGCUUCCGCAACAGACAAUGCACACGCCGAUUUGGCUUCACGACCCAAAACACCGCUGCGUUCGCCCAAACAACCAUUAGAUUUUAAAAUGCCACCUGGCAGUACAACUGUCAAACUUGAAGUCGGCGCACAUUCCCAUAGUCCACACAGCGAACAAGACACGAACACCCAAGAUGAUAGCGACUAUGAAACACGUCUCGCAUGCGAAACGUGCAAACAAUCCUUUGAUGAACCUAAAUCUUGGGUACGUCAUCUGGAGUCACACACCGUUAACGCGACAACAACAGCAGCAGAUACGGUAACGGUAAAUGUGGCUUGUGGUACAACGAAUAACAUGAAUAGCACAAGCGUAGGCAAUACCAUAAACAAUGGCGGGGAGGCAUUAGUCAAGUCGUAUGUGCCCAAAAAGCGGCGUCGAGUGUCGCAGCAGGAGAACAACGCGGGUCAUGUGACGCUCUGCUGUGACUUGUGUUCAAUCUCCUUUGAGACCCCGGCAGACUGGGUGCGACAUUUGAACAACGAACACACCGAAAUCGAGUUGGCCAUGUUCAACAGCAAAAAGGACAAUGAGCAGAAAAGUUCAGGCAACAACAACCACCAAAACCUGCAACAAAUGCACCUCAAACGUUACACCCAUCGCUCAACGUAUGACCAACCGGCCAACGAAACACAACCGUUAGCAGUAACUUCAACAGCGCCAUCCACGUCCAACUUUUCGGAGCGUACAGAGGCUUGUAACAAAAAGUUUUCCACGCACAGCGGCGUCUUGACGCACAAACGUAAUCACAACAGUGCACUCAAUGGUGUCAGUGUGAGUGUGAGCACUAGCGUAGCAUCCACAUCAUCAGGCGGCGCAGAUGUUAGCGUGAUUAGCAGUGUGCCCAACAGUUUACCAAACGAACAAAUAAGCACAUCGUCGCAAGCUUGAUACAGUCGCAGAUAUCGUAAGGAUGCACAAAACGCUUGAAAAGAACGCGCUUCUGCCAGCGAUUGCAUGGCAUGGAAGAGUGCACAAAACGCUUGAGGAGCCCAACGUUUUGCCAGAGAUCACAAGUGGAGUGAGAAUCGUUACCUAAGUCGUUCCAAAUCUAAACUAAUGAUAAAAUCAUACCAACCAAACUAUUUUAAUCAAAAUUUUUACAAAAAUAUAAAUGGCAUCAGGAGUACAGUUAAAACGUUUUAAA
This is a messenger RNA of Bactrocera dorsalis (oriental fruit fly), 3246 nucleotides long. RefSeq names its product Protein bric-a-brac 2 (gene Bab2). Gene Ontology annotation, biological process: regulation of transcription by RNA polymerase II. Lineage: Eukaryota; Metazoa; Arthropoda; Insecta; Diptera; Tephritidae. The coding region runs from base 720 to 2990 and encodes 756 amino acids. The transcript is spliced from 9 exons. Gene Ontology annotation, cellular component: nucleus. Gene Ontology annotation, molecular function: protein binding. The record is from RefSeq and is a predicted model, not a curated record.